CGUGAGGUGUGUGAAAGGUCGUGCCUGAAGGGCGGGGGGAAACGUCUUGAUGGGAGUCGUUAUCUGGCCGGGAAUCGGCGGGAGCGCCGGCGUCGGGACCGCACAGGCUAACUUUGAAUUGGACUUCAUAUUUGCUUAGACGACCUGGAAUUUCCUGUUUUUAAGAAUAAGUGUCAUACUACACAGAUAGCAAGAUGAGUUCCUUAAUAGAAACCCCUGAGCUGCCGGCAGUGUUUGAUGGGGUUAAAUUGGCUGCUGUCGCUGCUAUUCUUUACAUUAUUGUCCGUUGCCUGAAUCUGAAGAGCCCAACUGCUCCUCCUGAGCUCAUAUACCAAGACACACCUUUAGCCCGCUUCCUAAUAAAAUCGUGCCCUCUCCUAACCAAAGAAUACAUUCCACCUUUGAUCUGGGGAAAGAGCGGGCACAUCCAGACUGCGCUUUACGGCAAGAUGGGGAGAGUAGGUUCACCGCACCCUUACGGGCUUCGCAAGUACCUCACCAUGGCAGACGGUGCCACAGCGACUUUUGACCUCUUUGAACCGCUGACUGAAAACAGUAGCAAAGAAGAUAUCACAAUGGUCAUCUGUCCUGGAAUAGCUAAUCACAGUGAGAAGCAGUACAUCAGAACCUUUGUUGACUAUGCUCAAAAGAAGGGCUACCGAUGUGCUGUGUUAAAUCACCUUGGGGCUCUCCCAAAUAUUGAACUGACUUCGCCACGCAUGUUCACUUACGGUUGCACCUGGGAAUUUGCCGCUAUGGUGACCUACAUCAAGAAGACAUAUCCUCAGUCCAACCUUGUUGUUGUUGGCUUUAGCCUGGGUGGAAAUAUAGUGUGCAAAUAUCUUGGGGAGUCCCAUAUUAACCAGGAACGGGUGCUCUGUUGUGUCAGUGUGUGCCAGGGGUAUAGCGCAUUGAGGGCACAGGAAACCUUCAUGCAAUGGGAUCAGUGUAGGAGAUUUUACAAUUUUCUCAUGGCAGACAACAUGAAGAAAAUCAUCUUGUCUCACAGACAAGCUUUGUUUGCUGAAACUUCGAGAAAGGUACAGAGUUUAAUGGAAACAGAUCUAAGCAGACUUCACACAGCAACGUCUCUCAUGCAGAUCGAUGACAGCAUUAUGAGAAAAUUUCAUGGUUACGGCUCCCUGAGAGAAUAUUAUGAACAAGAGAGUUGUCUGCAUUACUUGCACAGAAUCUUUGUUCCCCUCUUGCUGGUUAAUGCUGCUGAUGACCCUUUGGUGCAUGAUAGCCUUUUAUCAAUCCCAAGAGCCCUCUCAGAAAAACGGGAGAACGUCAUGUUUGUUUUACCUCUACACGGGGGCCACCUGGGAUUCUUUGAGGGCUCAGUCCUUUUUCCUGAGCCCCUCACUUGGAUGGAUAAGCUUGUGGUGCAAUACGCAGAUGCCAUCUGUCAAUGGGAGAAGAAUAAAUCUCAUUGCUCAGAUACGGAACAAUCGUCCGGCCAAGAAUAAACAAUCCCAAAGACUUUUCAGGUUGUUUCCAACUUAGUUCUCUUCUUCUUCCUUCCUUCCUUCCUUCCUGCUUUUUCCCAGGCCAAGCCUGGUCAUCUUCAAUGUAGGCAUUUGACCGCAGUGUUUCAUGCCAACUAGUGCUACAACACGAGGUGUUGCUGUGUCAAACAGUUUGGGAGCAGGCUGGCAGGCAAUGCAGGGACAAAAGUCAUCCAGUCUCCUGAGGGGUUGCUUGCCUGUAGCUUACUAUAAGGUUUCAAAACCAGUGCAACACUCCUGAACAUCUUUGAGAGUGGCAAGAUGUUCCGAUGCUUACACUUUUCACUGUUCUAAGAAAACAGAGUAACCUCCUCUGGUUGUUUUGCAAAACUUUGCCUAGCGAGAUAGAAGUGUACUUUCUUUGUGGUUAUGUUUCACCUUGUUGCCACCUCAGAAAAGAGAAAAUUUAUAUACCUGCGGAAGACACCGAUACGAUCAUCUUGGCGGGGCCCAUCGGUGCAGACGUUUGCAAAGCAGGGGAGAAUGAUGGGGAGUUUGAAUUUCCAGAAUCUCACCACCUCGAGGGAGGAAGGAACCUCACUCUUCCCAUGUUUAAUGCAUUUCAAGGAUUUCGUUGGCUUUGAAAAACGUUUUGGAGAAUUCCAGAACUGAACUGAACUGAGUGCAUUCAAUCACACACUUUGCUUUUCUCACUGGAGCUUUCCAAGUAGAAAGCUUUGGGGACUCAGUGGUAGAUUCCCUACUCUGUUACUACUUGACAUUAAAACAAGUAGCCUUGUAAUCAUUGCCUUUUCUAAAACAAGGUGUUAUAUUUUGAGGUAAAAGUUGUGAGUGCUCCUAACCCAGGCCUUUUAAUACUGUCUGUAAGUGAAAAACCAGUGACCAUCAAUCUGUAAGUUGUCUGUUCUUUUUUUGUUCUUCCAUAGAGAAUUUUCAUAUGCGAUGGAUGGAGAAAAUAAAACAUCCAAAUUAUUUUCGCCUCCACAGCAUACUAGAGCAGUGCAGUAAGAUUUUGAAAGCCACAAUAGUCUUGGUUUAAAGAGGUAGAUUUUUUUUUUAUUUAAAAAAAAUGUACUGUAUGCCUUAACUAUUAGUGGCUUCUGCAAUUCCCUGUGUCAAAAGGUGCUCAUUACAAUUUUCAGCUUAGUGACAUCAAACUGAGAUUGGCAACUUAGGGCGAGAUGCAAUAACACAGAUACAGUGGAGAAGCAGGAUUUUGGCUGCUGUAGAAUAGAGAAACAGAUUUUUGUACUGAGCAGGUUUCCAAUCUGAAAGUGGGAAAAAAAAAACCACAUCUUUAUUCAUACAUACACACAGACACACUCAUUCUGAAAUCUGGAUUACUUAAGACAGUGAAACGUUGCGAUUAGACUAUUUUUCAACUGCAGUUCUGUUUUGAACUGUCGGUUUGGUGUUCCUUCCUUACAGCAUAUUUCAGUUUAUAUUUGAACAGUCGUUCAUUCCCCCUACAUUAUAACCCCCUAUAAUAGUUAGCACUUUAAUGCUUCUACCUUUUGUUUUUGCUGCCUAGACACUUUAAUUAUAGCUGGCACUUGUUUAUUUUUUUUUAACUGUUAGGAAGUCUUUCUUGAAAAUAAAUGUAUGGGGUACCUUCCCAAUCAGUUUUGAGAUUCUAAAAAGUGUAACUGACUCUGAGGAUUUCUUUCUUGUUAUUUUUAAUUGAUCAAUAAUUUCCUAUAGCAAACUACUCCAGGCUGAAAACACCUGUUCAACAAAUUCUGUGACUUAAGCAGAAUAAAUGAAUUCAGAUUCUAUUUUGUUCUCACAUAGGAAGCAUCGAUCACAUAUUAAAAAUUUUAAGUUUCUUCCCCCCCCACCACAACCUCAUGGUUGCUUAUCAGUUUUUUAUUAUGCUUAUCAGUCUUCUUAAUUUGCUUUUUUAACAUUUCUUGCUACUUUCCAGCAAACCAAAUCCAAGAUAAGCAUAUGAUUUUAGCUGCAGUAGAACAUUUUAAUGACCUCAAAUGCUUAUUUCCAUUUAAGUAACAAAAAACAGACAAACAAACCUUUAGUUUGAACUGUUUUUCCUGAAAUAUAUAAAAUAGGAAUGAACAUGACUUAUUCCUAUUAAAAUUUAUUAAAAAGCAGGCUAUAAGAAUCUUAACACCAUUUCUCACCAUUUCCGUCUUCAGGAUAACUUUCUUGUGCUUUUUAUUUAAAAUAAAUGUAAUAAAAUUAGGCUUUUUCCUAAUCUGGUGCUGUCCCGUCAAUAUCUGGUAUCUUUACCUUAGUGGCUGGGAAUAAUAUAUUUCAACAACCCUGAAGGAGAAUCAGUUGAUAAAAUAAUUGCUGUGGAUUAAAAUUGUAAAAUUCCUUGCAAGUAAAGGCACUUACUAGCCUUUAUGCUGAAGGGAUCGUGAGAGUAGAGUUUGCCUUUAUUUUUCUUUUUAACCAGGUGCAGAUUUUAUGCACAAUAAGACAAGGAAUUUAAUCCUUCCUUGUUUAAAUUUUGGAAAUUGAGUUGCAAGGCUGUGCAGUUGUAUAAUGUACCAAGUUCAAUGAGGAUGGCUUUCGUGACUUAAAUUCAUUUAGAACUACACAACCCCUUGGAAAAUAAUGUUUGCUUGCUCCAUACUGUAAAUGUAAUAAGACUCUUACAUGUCCCAGCUUUUAUCAGGAAAAUCAAAACUUUUCAGUAAGUCACACAGUCAAAGGAAUGUCUUUUAAGUCACAAAUUUGGUCUUUUCUGCUGCAUCAAUGAAAAAGUAACCCAUGUUAGAUCGUGGUAAAUUUAAUUCUAAACUUCUCUUCCUCCCACCAAAUAAUUCGGUAAGGAAAAGACUGGAAUGAUGAGAAAUUGAUCAACGGACAAUAGUUGCCAAUUUAUAUACCUAGAUGACAAAACCCCUUUUUUAUUUUAGUGAAACAGAAUAUUGCUUGAAAGUUCUUGGAAACAAAUCAGGUUUUAUUUUUCCACCAUUUAUUUUAAAAUCAGUUAAAAGGAAACCUCUGGGCAAGAUUUUGUUGAGGGAAUUUUUUUUGCGUACUGGAGACAUUACUGCUCAUACAUUUUGGGGUGAGCCCGUUAUACUCCCCCUUUUAAUGAAGGUAGCAUUGAGAAUUGCACCAAGCCCCCCUGAUGAGCUGUUGUAGCCCAAUGGUUCAUCCUGUGUCAACUUUGCCAGUUGACCAAAAAAUAGAUGCCAACUCUUCCUUGGCAACAACUGUCCUAGAAUUAAUGCCUUGGCAGCUUGUCCUUGCAUUAAAGUUACUGUAGCCUUCUUGUGGGUCAAAUGUACAUUUCCCAAAUACAUGCUAGUUGACAAGUGUUCCUUAGGUCUACAUGUAAAAAAAGAAGUAGCCAACUAAUAGACCAUAUUUCACUUUCCAUUCCUUUUCCAUUUAACAAUUGCUGAAAUUCAGCCAUAUUAUCUCUGCCGUCUUUAAAAUAAGUACUGUAACUUUGGUGCGUUAAGUCUCUGGUAGCUUCAUCUGUGUAUUGUUUUUUAUAAGCAGGGCUGAAAAUUCUGUCCCUAUGCUUCCAGUGAUGGCACUGCUACUCACAUAGCAGAUAGGUCAGUGCUUGCUUGUGUCAUCCUUGGCUCCAGAAACAUUGCCUAUUUGUGAUAUUCUGAAUUUCUGAUCUAAAGGCGUAUGUGACCAGGUUCCCCAGGUCACACAGCCCACUCAUAUAUAAUCGUAGCAGUGUGUUAGUCCCAGAUACUUGCUUGAUGUGCAUAGGUGUGUUAAUUAUUUUUUUUUAAAGGAAAAAUUGUUUAAAAGCACAUGUCUCAAACUGUCUCAUGCAUACAGAGACCGAAACACGAGGCCAUUUUGCUUAGAUUGCAUUGUUAGAAUGAUGUGAGCUCAGUUAUUGUUCACUUCCUUUAGAUGUGCAAGAACGGAGCUUCCAGUCCCUGGGUGGGAUUUUUAUCAUAGGAUACCUCAACGAGACAGCUUGACUUUCAAUCGGAAUGAAUAGCCUGGCAGUAGUAGUGAUAAUAAUAAUUUUAAAAAGUAAGAUUCAGGGGGUCCAUAUCAUACUUUUUUUCUCUGCCCUGCCUUCUAUUUCUUUCGCAUAUGUUAAUGCAAUGGUCUUAAUAGCAAACCUAGUUCACUUCCUGCAGAUCCUCUUAAUCAGAACUAAAGGCAGUUUGUUGCUGGUUAGAGCAACUGGAGAGGGGAGAUUUCUUUGCUCGCUUUAAAAAGGAAAGGAUUCUCGCCCAGCGCUGCGCUGGUAUUGGAGCUCUUCGCCUUCUUUGUUUCUUGCAAACUACCUUUGUGCUAUAUGUGUUUCUGCCUGGAAUUAAUUUAAUUAAGUCUGUCUCACUUCUUUUUUUUUUCCUUUUCCUUGAAGUGUCCUUGAUGAGAUUCAUAGUAAAAUAAAAAUAAAUCAACUGGGGAUCCGGGGAAGAAUCUCCUUAGAGAACUGUGUGUAUUCCAUUUUAAACGUUCUGUUCUUUCCGCUGGUUUCAUUCAAGGGCACAAGCAUACACGGGCAGCAUUUGGCUAAGCUGGAACAGAGAAUUGCCACUCCCCUUCCUUUUUCUCUUUUCUCUACCAGAGGAUAUGUAUUUUUAUUUCCUUUCAAAUCCUCAGGUCUUAGGACCACCAAAGUCCCAGCAGCUUUAUUUGAUUCCAGUCUUUGUGGAACACAACUAUUUCCCCCCCUCAGGAUUCCUGAACUGCGGGCAAAAACCUUGUAUUUGAGGGCGCGGCGUUUAUUUUGUUUUUGAUGUUGUAACCAGUAACAUCUGGAUUUGUACAAAUAAAUUGUGCCAUUAUCCAGAGCGGUCCAGUUUCAUAUCAAGAGUAGAAAGUCAUAACAUUGCCUGAAACAUAUGAGAAAUUAACCCACUAACAGGUUGUAUCCAUACUUUAUUUUUAUGACCUUCCAAGCUAACGUCAUUCCAAGCUUAGAAUGGGUUGCGUUUGAUAGCAAAUCCAUGUAGGCGAAAUCUUCUGAUUUAAAAAAAAAAAAAAAGCACAAUUUUUAAAGAGGGGAAAUUCUGAUUUAUUACACUCUUUUUUUCCUUCUUUUCCUCUUGAACAUGUCCUAAUAGAGGGACCCAACACCUCAGGAAACUAGACCUGUACCUGUGCUCUUUUUCAUUUGUGUCACUGCAGCUGCCUUAUUGGAGUAAGUUGAGCGUUUUUGACUUUUUUUAAAAAAGCUGUUGGACAUCAAUUCUGCUUUAUUUUAUUUUAUCGGCAAUUUUGGAUUCCGAGACCUAUUUUAGGAACCCCUUCCACAAUCCCAAAUUCCUUUUGGAAAUAAAAAUGCUGCCCUGGGGAAUUUUUGUGUGUGAUUCUCACUACCGGUUUCAUGGUUUCAUUGUUUGAACCGGUUGUCUGCAGGAUAAUGUUUUGCAACUAGCAAUGCAAUUUUUUUCUAAAUCUGUUAAUUUUUCCAGUUUAGUAAAGUGUGUCCUUGAUAUAUUUCUUUUUUUUGUUUUGUUUUUGUUCUGUGUGUGAUCAAUCAAGGCUAUUGCGGAACAGUAAUUUUGUUAUUUGAUUCAAUGGAAUUUCUUUGCUUAAAAAAAAUAAAGACAUUAACUGA
Messenger RNA from Notechis scutatus (mainland tiger snake), 6990 nucleotides. It is a transcript of the gene ABHD2, whose product is annotated as abhydrolase domain containing 2, acylglycerol lipase. NCBI's taxonomy places the organism in Eukaryota, Metazoa, Chordata, Lepidosauria, Squamata, Elapidae. Gene Ontology annotation, molecular function: acetylesterase activity; monoacylglycerol lipase activity. Gene Ontology annotation, cellular component: sperm flagellum; sperm plasma membrane. Gene Ontology annotation, biological process: medium-chain fatty acid biosynthetic process; acylglycerol catabolic process; sperm capacitation. The record is from RefSeq and is a predicted model, not a curated record.